AUGUCGUUUCGCCGGCGCAACAUAGGCCUAUCUGCCAGCACGAACAAGGAUCAACAUGAUCAGUCAUCAAAAGCGCCUCUUUCGGCUGCGCCAGGUGUGCGCCCUUCACCUAUCGAUGGACGGCCUACUACAUCUACAGGGACUGCCUCGUUGGACAGCCUACUGGCCGGUCAUGCAGGCUUACCUCUGGGUACAUCCUUACUCGUCGAAGAGAAUGGAACAACCGACUAUGCAGGAGCACUGCUACGCUACUUUGCUGCCGAAGGUCUUGUCCAGGGUCAUCAUGUCCAUGUUGUCGGUCUGCGGGAGAAAUGGGGAAGGGAGUUACCUGGUCUGGUUAGCUCGGAGAAGGAGGAGAAGUCGCAGAGAGCAGAAGACAGGAUGAAAAUUGCCUGGAGAUACGAAAGUUUGGGUCAAUUCGAGGCUGGUGUCUCGUCAUCAAGAGAUCCAGUGCAUUCGCGUACAGGUAUCAGCGACGCUGGUCAAGCUCGUUCCCAGCCCUUUUGCCAUGUCUUCGACUUGACCAAGAAGCUGGAGCAUCCGCCUGAUGCCAAUAUCUCCUUCUUGAAGGUGUCUCCCCAUCCCGAAAGAUCUCCGUUCUCCCCCAUUCUAGAGCAAUUGCACACCAUCCUCGCGGAUUCCCCGAACACCAGCAUCCAUCGUCUCGUUGUGCCCGGUCUGUUGUCACCUCAAAUAUAUCCUCCGCACUCCAGCCUUCCUCACAAUGUCCUUCCAUUUCUCCAAGGUGUUCGGGUCCUGCUAGCCGCAUACCCGGCACGACUAGCAGCAGUUAUCACUCUCCCACUGUCCCUUUUCCCUCGAAGUUUAGGACUAGUCCGAUGGAUGGAACUGCUUAGCGAUGGGGUGAUCGAAUUAACACCAUUUCCGCAUUCAAGCGACCAAGAUCGAGCUGCUCCAAAACCACCACCAGGUGAAUCAGCCACCUAUGAAGAACCUCCACAAGGCUUACUAAAUGUCCAUCGUCUUCCAAUUUUCCAUGAGCGCGGAGGUGGCUCAAGCGCUGUUGGAGAGGACUGGGUAUUUACGUUGAGCCGGAGAAAGUUUACAAUCAAGCCAUACAGCUUGCCUCCAAUAGAAGGUGACACAGAGGCCCAACAAACACACCCGGCAGGUCAACAGCCCAAGAAGUCUGACAUGGAAUUUUGA
This is a messenger RNA of Endocarpon pusillum Z07020, 1167 nucleotides long. RefSeq lists its product as uncharacterized. Bases 1 to 1167 code for a protein of 388 amino acids. The record is from RefSeq and is a predicted model, not a curated record. The transcript has 2 exons. Gene Ontology annotation, biological process: tRNA wobble uridine modification. Lineage: Eukaryota; Fungi; Ascomycota; Eurotiomycetes; Verrucariales; Verrucariaceae. Gene Ontology annotation, cellular component: transcription elongation factor complex; elongator holoenzyme complex; cytoplasm.